This is a messenger RNA of Cylicostephanus goldi, 393 nucleotides long. The record is from the annotation of a GenBank genome assembly. NCBI's taxonomy places the organism in Eukaryota, Metazoa, Nematoda, Chromadorea, Rhabditida, Strongylidae.
GGUAACCCACCCCCACCAAGAGUGCCAGUUGAAGCAAACACACUUCCAGAUUUCUUAACGGUCCCACAAGCGCCCGACUAUUGUAUUGCCAAGCUCAAGAAACAGUUUAAAGAAAACGAUACGUAUUUCGAAGCUGUUAAGAACCAAGUCGAAGAGAAUAAAAUUGCUAGUGCUUAUGAUGUUGUUUAUGCGAAGGCGGCCGAGAUCUGUGCUGCUGAACAAGUGGAUCGUCUGAAAGCUCUGUUCAACGAAUAUGAUGUAAUUCAGCGAGACAUGGAGGCUCUUGCGCCCGAAUACAGUAAAGAAACUAAGCACCAAAUACUGCAAUGGUUGAGAGAUGACAACUUCGCUAAACUUUCUCAAUUUCUCGUCAAGGAGGUUAUGGUGAGUUGA